UCAACAAUCAAAAAUACUUCCACCAUCUUCAUCAUUGUUUAGAGAUCCUUUGUUGUGAUUGUAGUUUUUUAUUUGUAAGCACCGCCGCCACAAUGACCGGAGGGAAGCACCACCACCACCACAUUCAGGAAGAGAACAAGCCAAUUGAUUAUGCGCAAGAGUUUAAACACCACAAGCAUAACGAGCACGUCGCCAAGCUCGGUGCCGUUGCUGCCGUCGCUUUUGCCAAGCAUGAGAAACACAUGAUAAAGAAAGAUCCAGCACACGCUCACAGGCACAAGAUAAAGCAGGAAAUCGCAACUACAGUCGCAGUUGCAGCCGGUGGAUACGCAUUGCAUGAGCACCAUGAGAAGAAAGAAGCAAAGAAACAAAUGAAGAAGCAUCACCACGGCCACCACUUCUUUUAAUACUUACUCUUUUCGAAGGAUAUUAUGUAUUAGUAUAUAUCUACGUAGAAUUGAUCAGCAGCAGUACACUGCUCUAAAUAAAUAAACAUAUGCGUUGUUUAUGCUUGAUUACUACAGUAGGUCUCUAGGUUUUAGUGAUAGUAACAAUAUUGGUGUUAAUCUAGUUCUGUUUUCAUGUAAGAGUAUAUA
Molecule: messenger RNA, 596 nt
Organism: Rhododendron vialii
Lineage: Eukaryota; Viridiplantae; Streptophyta; Magnoliopsida; Ericales; Ericaceae
Product: abscisic stress-ripening protein 1-like
Exons: 2
Coding region: 93-407 (104 amino acids)
Source: RefSeq, a predicted model, not a curated record